GAAAUUCUCUGGCUGAACAAACAGGAGAAUGAAGAGUGAUAUGGAAGAUUCAAAAAUUAAACAGAAUACAGCUUUCUGCAUCGUGUGAAACCGAAGAUAUUUCUUCUAAAUGUAAGGCCAGCCAGUUGGUUUUGUAAGAGAGAGGCAGGGCUGAUGCAUUACUCACUUCAGUACACAGCUCCAGACAUGUAGACUGCACAAAAAGUUUCAUUGUUUAGAGUUCACAAAUUUUCAGUAACAAGAACAGGAAAAGGCUCAUUCAGUAUUACGGUCACAACUAGUCUGCAACUAUACGGGGGCUUUGCCGAGAGACAAAACAAGGUGUUUUGAACUGAAGGAAGGCACCAUGCAGGCCAACAUCUUCCCAUUCUAUCCUCAGUCCAGGACACCCUUCAAGUUUGACACCAAAAUCAUUGAAAUAAUUAUAAUCUGCAUUGUCACAGCCUGUACUUUUAUCAUAAUAUUUCCUGGAAUCAGAGGAAAAUCAAGAUCAAUUUGGCUUUUGAGAACAUUAUCAAGUCUAUUUAUUGGCUCUGUAAUUUUAGCUGUUAAUUUCACUAGUGACUGGGAGAUGGGAACCAUCACUGCUACAACUGUAUACAAGUCUUUCAGCCAUUCCAUGUUAAAUGCCAGCAUUGGACUCUGGAUUGGCCUAAAAGGGGUAAACAUCACUCUCAUAGGAAACCCUGAGUACCAACUUAAUGAGACCAUAAAUUACAAUGAGGAAUUUGCCUGGGCUUCUGCAAACCAGUUUGACAAUAAUUAUAAAGAUGGCUUAGAAAGAGGACUACCAUACCCAAUUUUAUAUGUUGCUGAAAAAUUCACCUUUAACAGCCCAUGUGGACUUUUUUAUCAGUACUGCAUUUCAACAUAUUAUUCAUCAGGACUAAUGUGGGUGGCAUUCUGUUCAUGGAUUCUAUACAAUGUGCUCUUCUCCAUGCCAGUUAUUCUGUAUGGUAUCUGCAUGCUGUUUGUAACUGCCGUCUGCAUGUUAGUUUCCUUGAUAUCAUUUACCAGUGUGAGACCGGUGUGUAAGAUUCAGUUUGGAAAUUCUAUUCUGAAAACUCACUUUGGGGUUUCCUAUUGGUUGAGUUUAAUAACAGGACUACUUUGCCUCAUCAUUAGCGUGGCACUUCUAUUUUUAUAUAAAAAACAGCCAAAGGUUCUCCGGCUUAUCUUUGGCUAUGGUGAAGAAGAGGACCUCUCAAAUAAAUCAGAAAAUGAAGAGGAACACAAUUCAGCCUUAAGCUUAAAUGAGAUGCUAUGAAUUGUGUUACCAGUUUUGAGGCUCAAUUGCACAUUAUUUUAUGAAGGGCAGACAUAUGACAGAUGGAUUUCCUUUAGAAGAUGAUCUUUCAUGUACUUUGCUUUUUUGACCCACUAUUUUCAAGUUAAAGCAUCCAUCAGUUCCUUGAGAUAAAUAAACUACACUCAGAGUUAUAAAGCAAAGCUUUUACUUUGCUCUGGAAAAGAACCCUUUUUGUGUGAAGUACAGAAGAAUAGAGAAGCUUAAAGCUACUUGAACGAGAUGAUUUUUAAGUGAUUUUGAAGCUGUAAUAAAUAUAGUUACAUGAUAUACAUUAUAAAAACAGCCAUUAUCCAGUUCUCUUUUUUAAAUAUUGCAUGUCUUGUAAUAAAGCACUUUAAGCAGCAA
This is a messenger RNA of Xenopus laevis (African clawed frog), 1654 nucleotides long. RefSeq names its product dual oxidase maturation factor 1 S homeolog (gene duoxa1.S). Gene Ontology annotation, cellular component: membrane; apical plasma membrane; endoplasmic reticulum membrane. Lineage: Eukaryota; Metazoa; Chordata; Amphibia; Anura; Pipidae. The record is from RefSeq and is a predicted model, not a curated record. Gene Ontology annotation, biological process: protein transport. Bases 347 to 1267 code for a protein of 306 amino acids. The transcript is spliced from 8 exons.